UGGUGGUGUUUUUCUCUGAAUUUCUGAGCUUUCCUUUGAAGCACUGAGUUCACUGUGUUCAACUUGUGUCCAAAACACUCAGACACUGAGCACAAAAUGGCAGUGACUUUGCUGUUAGAGCACCAUUCACUGCCACUCCCUGAGUGUUCGGGGAGUCACGGGUGCACGUGUGGGGUGUCACACGUGGGGGUUGUGAUGGCUCAGGGGGUCUGAUGCUGAGGGCAGGAAGGACAUUUCUGCUGGAUAGGGAAUGAGCCACUUUGCCCCUAGAGCAGUGCUUUCCCAUCCUCUGCAGCUGAAUGCAGUACAUGGGGAAGUUGCUGAUUUAAUAACACAGCUCCAGAGGAAACACCAUCCCACAGGAACAGGAGAGAGGAGCUGGAGAGUGUCCUGGAGGACAAAAGGAGUUUUCAAGCAAGAUUUCCAAAAGAGAUGAAGAACUCUUCAGACAAUGACACAAAGGUGCUUUCCAGGCAUCAGGAGCUGCAGAGAAGCUUUGCUAUUAAUGAGAUGUUCUGGAUUGGAUGUAAAAAGCAAAAACUAAGAGAAAAAUUGGAGGUCUGUGACACCAGCAGGUCCCAGAGGGUGUUGAAAAAAGGAAGAGCAAGGCUGGUGUUUAUCACUCCUAAUUGUUUGCUGCAGUUAAUUUGCUGGUACUAAUGAGAUCCUGAGCUCAAGCGUUGCACUCAGCCAUGUUGCUGAAGAUCACCUUGUCUUCUGGAAGCAGAAACACAGUGAACAGAUGAAUCCCUCCAGCUAGACAUUCCUUCAGUAGAUCCCUCUCCUCAUGGAACACCCCAGCAGGGAGGAGAUGGACUUGAAAGAGGAAGGUUCCCAGGUGUGGGCUGACUCUGCAGCACAGGAACAGAGCACUGCUCAGGUGCACUUUGUCCCCGAGGGGGGGGCGGUGGCGCAGAUCGUGUACAGCGACGAGCAGGAGCGGGGCCCGUCCCAGCAGGUGGUUUACACGGCCGAUGGCACCUCCUACACCUCGGUGGACACCUCGGAGCACACCCUCGUUUACAUCCACCCCGUGGAGGCUACGCAGACUCUGUUUACAGAUCCAUCCCAAGUGGCUUAUGUCCAACAGGAUGCCACCACCCAGCAGGCAUCAUUACCGGUGCAUAACCAGGUGUUACCUCCCAUGGAGGCAGUGGAUGGUUCUGACCCUUUAGCACCUCUGCAGAAUCAAAUAGAAAGGAUAGAAACAAAAGAGGAAGAUGAUGAGGAUGAAGAUGAGGAUGAAGAUGGGGAAGACUCUGACAUGGAUGAAUGGGAUCCGGAUCCACCUCGACCCUUUGAUCCCAAUGAUUUGUGGUGUGAGGAGUGCAAUAAUGCACACCCCUCGGUGUGCCCCAAACACGGCCCUCUGCACCCCAUCCCCAACCGGCCCGUGCUGACCCGGGCGAGGGCCAGCCUGCCCCUGGUGCUCUACAUUGACAGGUUUUUGGGAGGAGUGUUCUCCAAACGGCGCAUCCCGAAGCGAACACAGUUUGGGCCUGUGGAAGGGCCCCUGGUCAGACAAACUGAGCUCAAAGAUUGCUACAUCCAUUUGAAGGUUUCUCUUGAUAAGGGUGACAGAAAAGACAGAGACUUGCAAGAGGACCUGUGGUUUGAACUUUCCAGUGAGGCUCUGUGUAACUGGAUGAUGUUUGUGCGUCCAGCCCAGAACCACCUGGAGCAGAACCUGGUGGCUUAUCAGUAUGGCCACCACAUCUACUACACCACCAUCAAAAACGUGGAGCCCAAGCAGGAACUCAAGGUGUGGUAUGCUGCCUCUUAUGCUGAGUUUGUGAACCAGAAGAUCCAUGACAUAACUGAGGAGGAAAGGAAGGUUCUCAGGGAGCAGGAGAAGAACUGGCCCUGUUACGAGUGCAAUCGGCGUUUCAUGAGCUCGGAGCAGCUCCAGCAGCACCUCAACUCCCACGACGAGAAGCUGGACUUCUUCAGCAGAGCCAGAGGCCGAGGUCGUGGGCGAGGGAAGAGGAGGUUUGGACCAGGCAGACGCCCCGGGCGCCCUCCCAAGUUCAUGCGCAUGGAAGUAACCAGUGAAAAUGGGGAAAAGUGUGAAGAAGGGACACAGGACUUGCUGCAUUUUUCCAGCAAGGGGCAGUUUGAUGAGGCCGGACAAGCCGCCCUGAACGGGCUGGAGCAGCAGGAGCAGACUCCGGUGCUGCCGGAGCCGCAGCCGGCCCUGGAGCAGCAGGAACCCCCCGCGCUCCAGGUGCAGCCGCAGCAUGAGGGCAGCACGGGGCCCACGCAGAGCACCAUGACAGCAGAUGACAUGAGGAGAGCCAAGCGCAUCAGGCUGGAGCUGCAGAAUGCAGCUCUGCAGCACCUGUUCAUCCGGAAAUCCUUCCGGCCCUUCAAAUGCCUGCAGUGUGGGAAGGCCUUCCGGGAGAAGGACAAGCUGGAUCAGCACCUGCGCUUCCACGGCCGGGAGGGUAAUUGCCCCCUGACCUGCGACAUCUGCAACAAGGGCUUCAUCAACAGUGGUGCCCUCGAGAGCCACAUGAAGUUCCACAUGGACCAGAAAACCUACUCCUGCAUCUUCUGCCCCGAGUCCUUUGACCGCCUGGAUCUGCUCAAAGACCACGUGGCCAUCCAUGUCAACGACGGCUAUUUCACCUGCCCCACCUGUAAGAAACGCUUCCCAGAUUUCAUCCAGGUCAAGAAGCACGUGCGCAGUUUCCACUCUGAGAAGAUUUACCAGUGCACAGAGUGUGACAAAGCUUUCUGCCGCCCUGACAAGCUGCGGCUCCACAUGCUGCGGCACUCGGACCGCAAGGACUUCCUGUGCUCCACCUGUGGCAAGCAGUUCAAGAGGAAGGACAAGCUGCGGGAGCACAUGCAGAGGAUGCACAACCCGGAGAGGGAGGCCAAGAAGGCUGAUCGGAUCAGCCGCUCGAAAACCUUCAAGCCCCGGAUCGCAUCCACCGACUACGAGAGCUUCAUGUUCAAGUGCCGCCUCUGCAUGAUGGGCUUCCGCCGCAGGGGCAUGUUGGUGAAUCAUUUAUCCAAGAGACAUCCAGACAUGAAAAUAGAAGAGGUGCCAGAGCUCACGUUGCCCAUCAUCAAACCCAACAGAGAUUACUUCUGUCAAUACUGUGAUAAGGUGUACAAGAGCGCCAGCAAACGCAAAGCACACAUUCUGAAGAACCAUCCUGGUGCUGAGUUGCCUCCAAGCAUCCGGAAGCUGCGUCCUGCAGGCCCAGGAGAGCCGGAUCCCAUGCUGAGCACCCACACCCAGCUCACAGGCACCAUUGCCACUCCUCCCGUGUGCUGCCCUCACUGCUCCAAGCAGUACAGCAGUAAGACAAAGAUGGUACAACACAUCCGUAAGAAGCACCCGGAGCUCGCUCAGCUCCCGAACACGAUCCACGCCCCGCUGGCCACGGCCGUCAUCAGCUCCACCCCCGCUGUCCUGGCCACCGACAGCACCACCGGCGAGACCGUCGUGACAACAGAUUUACUGACCCAGGCCAUGACAGAGAUAUCCCAGACCCUCACCACGGACUACCGGACUCCCCAGGGGGAUUACCAGCGCAUCCAGUACAUCCCUGUGUCCCAGUCCACAACUGGCUUGCAGCAGCCUCAGCACAUACAGCUGCAGGUUGUUCAAGUGGCCCAGGCUACCUCACCUCACCAGUCCCAGCACUCCACAGUGGACGUUGGGCAGCUCCAUGACCCGCAGACAUACACCCAACAUGCCAUCCAGGUGCAGCACAUCCAGGUCACAGAGCCAUCGCCAGCAGCUCAGUCAUCACCACAGGUUGGAGGUCAGCCUUUGAGUCCCUCUACACAACAACCCCAGCAGGAACUCAGCCCUUCACAGAUGCAGACUGUGACACCGACACCAAACCAAGGCCUGCAGCAGCAGCAGGGCUCCUCAGUCCAGCACACGUAUCUCCCCAGCACUUGGAACUCCUUUCGGAGCUACUCAUCAGAGAUUCAGAUGAUGACCAUCCCCCAAGGGCAGUACGUAAUCACAGAGACCGCUGUGGGUACCCCGGUUACCACUGUCAACACGGGGCAAGUGAAAGCAGUUACUCAGACUCACUAUGUGAUCUCGGAGGGUCAGCCCGACCUGGACAAACAAACGUCCUCGCUGCCCAGCGAGGUACAGGUGGGUGUUUCCCAGCCCCCGGAGCCCCUGGAGUCCCAGCCGAGCAGCCAACAGCAAACCACCCAGUACAUCAUCACCACCACCACCAACGGCAGUGGGGGCAGCGAGGUGCACAUCACCAAACCCAGGACUUUCUCAGCAGAACACGAGUGAAGCAGCCCCACGGUGUCAUCUACUUGUCUUGUCACCUCCCUGACAGCCCAGAUGUGGGGGUACCCUGGGGCUCCGUAUGUUUUGAUCUCUGUUCACUUACCUUCAACUAAAAUCUUGGAGCUCUUGUUAAUGCUUUAAGAGGGUUUAAGUCCCCAGUGACCAUGAAGUAUGCUCAAAAUCCUUCUGGGAUGCUUUUAUGCAGCUUUUAACAAAAAGGACAAGAGAAGUGAAACCUCUCCUUGCCCUGGAUUUUAUUUUUGGCAUGUCUGCUGACCCUUACUUUUCGUUUUUGGAAGUGUCUCCAGCGAACAACUUUUUAUUUCAAUUGUAUGGGAAAAGCUUGCCUAGCUGAAGGCAUCCUGGCAGAUUGUUGUAUGUAUAUUUUUAACGGGAGCCUUUAAACAGGAGGACAUCAUGUAAAUUGCCAGAGUAUGGCAAAACUGCUUCCUGUGGCUUUGUUUCAGCAGCCAAGGUGAAAGGGAAUGUCCCAGCUCAACAUGAGCAGACUGCCUGGAGAAAGGAGCAGCAGCAGCCAAGUGGUGGCUCCUUGUGUCCCUGUGUGGGGAUGGAUCAAACAGUGAAGAUGUGCCGAAGCAGUCCAUUAAAUUAUCCUUUUUCCAGCCCUCCAGAACUGUUUACAUGCUGUUUGCCCUGCCCUGUGUUACCCAGCAGUUCCACAAAGAAGGAAAAGGGGAGUCUUGUUGUUGGACAAAGUGAUUGAAAUCAUAGUAGCACCCGAGGGUACUACGGAGCCACUGUUGACUCUUUCCCCUGCACUGUUCAGAGGGAAGGUUGCUUUUUUGCCUGUAAACAAAAAAAUAAAAGGCUCAGCUUAACCUGCACUUUUGACCUAAGAUAGUUGUGCCAGGAGAAAAUGAGGGUACAGGAGCACUGCUCUGAAGGGACUGGGUCCUUAUCUCUGUGGCCACCUCAAAGUGAACAUGUUUCUCCCCUUCAAGACUGGAUGGAGAGUUGGUUACUCUGAUUUUUUUCCAAAUAACCUUUUUAACAAUGCACUGUAAUUCCUUUGGACAGUUCCAUAAAAAGACCAGCCCUGGACUCAGGAAACACACCAGAAACAUGCUUGUGGACCACUGUUUAUGGGACACAGAAAGCCAUCUGUGAGGGUUGCCUGCUUUGGUGGACCUGGUCUGUGUACAGAAUUCAUGUUGCAUUUAGGGACCAGGAGAAAGGGAAAGAGAAGGUUUAUCUUUUAAGGCAGUAUAAUAUUUUUUUCCUUACAUAAUUCUCCUUCACAGGUCUUGUUGGUUGGUUGGUUGAUGCUUCUGGUAGUUGCAAGAAUAUGUCUAGAACUCCAUUGACUCCUGAUGGGAUACACCACGUAUGUCUGAACCUCCAUUCUCUGCUGGAAAACUCAUCCCAGAAUGUCUGUGCAUAACAGAAUACAUUUAUUUAUAAAACAAUAACAAAGAAGGAUGUUGUGUCUUAGAGGCCCUUACGACAGAAGAACUUAGAGAGGUUUUUUUUGAUUUGUUUUCUCUUGUGCUGCACUGAGUGUGAAUGCAGGACUCAUGUUCAUGAGUAUUCCCAUGGAUUUAUGUGAGGAUUACCCAUGAGUAAGCACUACAGAUUGUGGUAUCAGGUUUUAUGGAGUUAAAGCUCUUAGACACAGGAGAACUUCACACUCAGGCUGGACAAGAGGAGGUCUGGUUCCUUGUGGGCAAAGCCUUGUAGCGGGUAUUGCUUUGGUAAUUAACAGAUCUGUUAAUAUGGCGUGGAAAGAGAGAUGAGAGAAAUCAGAUGGCAAAUCCUGGCCAGCUCAGAACUGUUCUGAGGUAGCUUUAAAGAGACUUGCCAAAAUGGGGAUUAAUUUAUUCCUGGGAUUUCACUUCUCUUGCUGUACCACCAUCUUGGGGCAUCAGUUAGCUGGGUAAAUUUAAGGAGGACCAGAGCUGCCAUUUAGUGCAGUGAUGAGUGACUUUAAAUUUCAUGGAUUUGGGAGCCCAUCGACUGUGGUAGUGUGGCCAAGUGACCACAAUGCCUACUAAUUAAUUUGAAUUUGUAUUGCUGAGGACUUUGGAAUUACAAUGUCAGGCAUUGCGAUGAUGUUGGUGUGGGAGAAGAAGAGGGAGAUCUUGUCUUGGCUUUCUUCAUGCUGCUGCUUAUUUAAUAAAGAGCCAAAAAUAGUAUUAGCAGGAAAAUAGCAGACUUGGAAAUAUCCAGGGCAAUACUGCCCUACAGCAGCAAUUUUAUAGUCUUAAAUGUUUGACAAUAGAUGAACACCAGACUUGUUCCCAUUAACAAUGUUGCACAUGUGGGGUUUAAAACUAUUUUUCUCUAUUCACCUUUGUUGGAACGGUUUAUGAACAAGGACAGAUGUACCAGUUAUUUAAAAUGGAAAACUACAACAGAAAACCAUUUUAAAACUCAAAUCUUUUUAAGUUUUUGAACUCAAAUCUUCCUCAUCAAAGUUUUUACUCUGUCCCUCAGCAGCACAGUCAGUCCAUAACUGAAGUGAUUCCAAGUGUCCCAAGUUAAACUAAUGCCCUGUUAUGGAAGAAGCAUCCCUGGAAAUGGAAGUACCAUGAAUUUUCCUUCCGAAGUAAGGAACUACAGUGAUUGCACAGUUGGCAAAAAGCAAGCAAGAAAAAAAAAGACAAUGAUUGCAUGGAUUUUUUUUCCCAUUUCUGCAGUGCAGAAUGUAUAGGUUGUAUUAUUAUUAUUAUUAUUAUUAUUAUUACUAUUAUUAUUAUUAUUAUUAUAUUUUUAAACCAGAGCAACCCAAAGAUCUCUCCAGUCAUGUCCCACAGGAACGUAACUCCAGAGUCCUCUUGGUUGCCUGCAAGGUCUAUGUUUUGCUUGGGGAUUCAGGCUCCUCAGGGUCUACUGCUGUCCCCUGGAGGUGUUUUUUGGGUCAGAUCCUGUAUUUUCCUGGAGGAAAAAGAAAACAACCCCAACCCACGCACCCUGACCGUGCACCUCUCAGACUGCUCGGGCCCCAUCUCUUAUUUAAGUGUGUAUGUUUAUUGUACAUUUGGUGACUGUUGUUGUGUUCAGAGUCUCGUGCAACCUGGCAGGUGUAAAAAACAACACCCCCCCCCCGAAAUUAAUAAAUCUUUUUCUCUUUUUUUUUUUUAAA
Manacus vitellinus (golden-collared manakin) is the source of this 7379-nucleotide messenger RNA. RefSeq names its product PR/SET domain 10 (gene PRDM10). The transcript has 24 exons. Gene Ontology annotation, cellular component: nucleus. Gene Ontology annotation, molecular function: DNA-binding transcription factor activity, RNA polymerase II-specific; RNA polymerase II transcription regulatory region sequence-specific DNA binding; protein binding. Lineage: Eukaryota; Metazoa; Chordata; Aves; Passeriformes; Pipridae. The record is from RefSeq and is a predicted model, not a curated record. Gene Ontology annotation, biological process: regulation of transcription by RNA polymerase II. Bases 788 to 4279 code for a protein of 1163 amino acids.